AUGCCUUCUCUUUUGCAGAAACUCCUGUUGGGAAUCCCCCUGGCAUGCCUAGCCACCGGCCAUGCCCUCACUGAUUCCGUCAGCUCGAAUUAUAAAAUCGAUGUUCAUUCCCAUGUCGUUCCAUCCAUUUGGAGGGAAGAAUUGAUCUCUGCAGGCUAUCCAGUCAAGAAUGGUACUUUGUAUACAGAUGGCUUCCCUGUCUCGGAUUGGACACUGGAUUCCCACAUCAGCACCAUGAACAGUCUUGGCGUUAAUUAUUCGACAAUCAGUGUCAGCGCCCCCGGCGUCUUCUUCCUAAAAGAGGCCAAAAAGGCCAAGUCUUUAGCCCGCAGAGUCAACCUCCUGCUUCAUAACUACACUCGAACUUACCCAACUCGACUGGGAGCCCUCUGCCUUCUCCCUCUCCCUUACGUUGACGAGGCUGUUGAGGAGUUGAAGUUUUGCCUGGAUACCCUCGGGUUCGUCGGCGUGGGGCUGUACACCAAUGCCAACGGCACAUAUUUGGGUGACAAAUCCCUUGACCCUGUCUUCUCGGCCUUGGACAAACGCAAUGCCAGCGUGUUUGUCCACCCAGCCUCUCCGGAUUGCACAUCUGUCGCCAAUGGCUGGCCCAUCCCCAUGACCGAGUAUCCUUUCGACACCGUGCGUGCCAUUGAGAACAUGCUGCUGACAGGUCAACGUGCGCAAUAUCCGGAUAUCAAGAUGAUCUUCGCUCACGGCGGUGGUGCGAUCCCCUUCCUGGCUACCCGAAUCGCCGGCAUGGCCUCCCUUCCCUGGUUGGGUGGGUUGUCAGUCCCCGAAUCCCUGGCGCAACUUGCCGGGUAUUAUUUUGAUACCGCGGCCUCGACUUCUGCUAUUCAGUUGGCGGCUCUGAAGAGCUUCAUCGGCACGGAUCAGAUCGUGACGGGAACUGAUUAUCCGUAUGUUCCUGUCUCGCAGGCUUCGGCGGGAUUAUCUGCCAUCCAGGGUAAUGGUAACUUUACCACGGUGGAGAUGAGCCAGAUCAAUAAUCUCAAUGCCUUGAAAAUAUUCCCGCGGAUUGUCAAGGCUUUGAAGCUGCACUGA
This is a messenger RNA of Penicillium verrucosum, 1065 nucleotides long. RefSeq names its product amidohydrolase family protein. Gene Ontology annotation, biological process: secondary metabolic process. Gene Ontology annotation, cellular component: cytoplasm. The coding region runs from base 1 to 1065 and encodes 354 amino acids. The transcript has 3 exons. The record is from RefSeq and is a predicted model, not a curated record. Gene Ontology annotation, molecular function: carboxy-lyase activity; hydrolase activity. NCBI's taxonomy places the organism in Eukaryota, Fungi, Ascomycota, Eurotiomycetes, Eurotiales, Aspergillaceae.